AGAUUCUAGCUGAAUCUGGUUCAGAUCUCUAGCAGAAUCUGAUCCAGAUUCUAGCAGAAUCUGAUCCAGAUUCUUGCAGAAUCUGAUCCAGAUUCUUGCAGAAUCUGGUUCUGGUUCAGAUUCUUGAAGAGUUCAUAUUCAUGCAGAAUCUGGUUCAGAUUCUUGCGAAUCUGGGGCAAAUUCUUGCAGAAUCUUGUUUAGAUUCUUGCAAAAUCUUGUUUAGAAUCUUGCAGAAUCUAGUUCAGAUUCUUGCAGAAACUGGUUCAAAUUCGUGCAGAAUUUUGUUAAGCAACUUGUAUAAAUUUGUUAAUGCUAGCAGAAUCUGGUUCAGAUUGUUGAGAAUACGGUCUUUUUUACAGGGUCCAGUUGAAAUUUAUGAUGAAUCUAUUCCAGAUUCAUGUAGAAUCUGGUUAAAAUUCUUGCAGAACCUUGAUCAGAUCAGGACAGAAUUGCGGUCAGAUUCUUACGGAAACAUAUUCAGAUUCUUUCAGAGUGUGGCUCGAAUAAUUUCAUGAUCGAAAUUCGGAUUCUUGCAGAAUCUGAUUGAGCUUCUAGCAUAAUCUGUCCGAGACUCACGCAGAAUAUGCAUGUAAUUCUUGCGGAAUAUCACAUCCUUGCAAAAUUUGUUGUUUUUUUCAGAACUUCGGAAGAAAGCUUAGAUUUAAUAUUUAGAAUAUUACGAAGAAACUUUUGAGAAUACUUCAGUGGUGACUUCUUUGGGUACGUUUUAAGAAUCUUCCUUAAACACAUUUGUAUAGUUCUUGGAAAAGACUUGAAAUAGUGGAGAAUGAAGUGUAGGCUCUAUGGAGAUUUCUGUGGAGAUUUGUGAACAUGUUGUAGAGAGAUAUGUGAACACUAUUUAUAGAAGGCUCUUUAAAGACAUUAGUAGAAACCUUUAAGAAGAGUAGAUGUUAGACCUUUGUGGAGAUUUUCGAGGAGACUUUAUCCUUUUUUUGAAAUUCUUAUGAAAAUUUCCAACUAGACAUCUGAAGAGACUUCUGAGCGAGAAAGCCGGUGUAGUUACUUAUGUGCGAUUCCUACAAAAUUUUCGGUGGAGUGCUCUGUGGAGAACUCUGUGGAGAUUGCUGCAAAUACCUCGGAGAAAAGGUGUUUGGAAAUCUCUUUAGAGACACAUGAAAAGACCUCUAUCGAUACAUAUGUGGAGGUUUUUGUGAUCGUUGUGGAGACUCUUGUGGCGACCCAUGAUCUACAAAUACCAUUGUUGAGCCCAUGUGAGACGUUCUGUUAGAACCUUUCGAAAGAUUUUGUUAUAUUUUUGACCUAGAUUUUUUUCACAAUAUGCUCGAAUAAGAUUGGAAACAAAGACAAAUUAGAGUAGAAUCUGUCUCAGAUUCGAGACUAAUCUUUCUCAGAUUCGAAAGAAUCGGUCUCAGAUUUGAAUAGAAUAUGUAUCUGAUUCGAAUAGAAUCUGUAUCAGAUUCGAAAAAAAAUCUGUCUCAGAUUCGAGUAAAUUCUGUCUCAGAUACGAGUGGAAUCUGUGUCAGAUUCGGUUAGAAUCUGUCGCAGAUUCGAGUAGAAUCUAUCUCGGAUUCGAAUAGAAUCUGUAUCAGAUUCGAGACGAAUCUUUCCCAAAUUCGAGCAGAAUGUUUUUGAUUCGAGCAGAAUUUUUAUCAUUUUAGAGCAGAAUCUCAGCAAAAUUCGGCCCUGAUUCGAGCAGAAUUUAUCUCAGAUUAAAAUAGAUCUGUCUCAGUUUCAUAUAAAUCUGUUCCAGAUUCGAGUAAAAUAUUUUUCAGAUUUGAACAAAAUCUGUCAAAGAUGUGACUAAGAAAAUCUUUUCUUAUGUCUCAAAAAGUUUGGCACUAAAACGUUCUAGAAAUUCUCCAUCUACUAGCAAACAUAACCUAACUGACCAUGGUGAUAAUCAACGCAUCGGCAAGCCGCCUAUGCUUGCCCUGUUACGGUUCGCUGUUCUCGAGUGUCAAGAAAAAAUCAUCGCAAAAACGCCGCCGUCGAACCGGUUGGCCCGCCAUGGUGGCCAAAGCGUGUUCCGUCAGUGUGGUCGGCAGUUGCCUCGUGAGGCGGAAGUGUUCAACAUCCAGCAUUCGACAUCGACCGGUUUGUAGUGCGCGAGUCUACCGGAGGACCUGUAGUUGUCCGAUUCCUCCGGUAGCUGAUCAGAAAACAUCGCAAACGGUAGUCAACGGAUCGGUUCCGAUGAGGCCGAGGACAAUGCGCCACUACGGACGAAGUCUGUCCGCUCCGCUGUUCGCCAAUGGAAGUUCCGGAGCCUUCGUUCAGCAGCAGCGAAGACUUAGCCGGGGAUGGCCGGGUCGGCGGAAAGCCAUUCGCUAUCGGGACCGGUCCUUGCUACCCUACAAAUUCAGGAAACCCAGCGCCGAUACCCACGGGAGACAGAUUCGGUGCACGCCGGAUUGGAGCGAAAAUGCCGUUUCCGGGGAUCAUCUGUGGGUGCCGACUUCGGUAUCCGGUGACUGUUGCUACGUGGGCGACAACGACUGCUCG
Messenger RNA from Aedes aegypti (yellow fever mosquito), 2484 nucleotides. Its product is annotated as diacylglycerol kinase zeta-like. The record is from RefSeq and is a predicted model, not a curated record. The annotation marks the transcript as partial. The transcript has 2 exons. Lineage: Eukaryota; Metazoa; Arthropoda; Insecta; Diptera; Culicidae.